GAGUCUCCAACCCGGUCUCUGGUGAUGGAAGCCCCAAAAGGAGUAGAAAUCAAUGCAGAAGCUGGCAACAUGGAAGCCACCUGCAGAACAGAGCUGAGACUGGAAUCCAAAGAUGGAGAGAUUAGGUUAGAUGCUGCGAAAAUCAGACUCCCUAGACUGCCUCACGGAUCCUACACACCUACGGGAACGAGGCAGAAGGUCUUCGAGAUCUGCGUCUGCGCCAAUGGGAGAUUAUUCCUGUCUCAGGCAGGAACUGGGUCCACUUGUCAGAUAAACACAAGUGUCUGCCUUUGAAAGACUAUCCAUAGUGGACAUUGCCGGCAGCAUAAUGGCCUUUUUUGGCUUUAGACACUGGCUGUCAGCUAUUUUUACUAGAACACAGAAAGCCUAUCAAAGACCUUUUGUGUGUGCGCGCGUGUGUAUGUGUGUAUGCUUGAGUGUGUUUGUGUGAGUGGUUGGAUAUAAAUAUAUAUAAAUAAAUAUAAAUAAAUAUAUAUAUCCUCUGUAU
Messenger RNA from Carlito syrichta (Philippine tarsier), 508 nucleotides. RefSeq names its product delta-sarcoglycan-like. Gene Ontology annotation, biological process: heart contraction; cardiac muscle tissue development. The record is from RefSeq and is a predicted model, not a curated record. Gene Ontology annotation, cellular component: sarcolemma; sarcoglycan complex. The coding region runs from base 25 to 294 and encodes 89 amino acids. The transcript is spliced from 2 exons. NCBI's taxonomy places the organism in Eukaryota, Metazoa, Chordata, Mammalia, Primates, Tarsiidae.